This is a messenger RNA of Papilio polytes (common Mormon), 1320 nucleotides long. Its product is annotated as collagenase-like. The transcript has 5 exons. Gene Ontology annotation, biological process: proteolysis. The record is from RefSeq and is a predicted model, not a curated record. Gene Ontology annotation, molecular function: serine-type endopeptidase activity. NCBI's taxonomy places the organism in Eukaryota, Metazoa, Arthropoda, Insecta, Lepidoptera, Papilionidae. The coding region runs from base 438 to 1283 and encodes 281 amino acids.
UGCUACUUGAUUUUUUUUAAUCCACACGGACAGAGAUUUAAUUUUAAAAGGCAGUUUCUUAAUAAAAAAACCUUUUUGGAUAACCUCUUCCUUUUCCAGUCUUUACUAAAAAGGGAAGUAUGGGAAGAAUGUGCAUUUGUCAAAGGAGCAAAUAAGUAGAAAAGGAAGUAACCUUUUUACUUUUUUCUUUUAUAUUUAUCUAUUUUAUACAUUAGUCCGUAAAAGGUCUGUGUUGCGGCGCAAUUUAGCGGCUUCUUUACCAACAAAAUAUGAUGCAAGCUUUGUUUGUGUGGUGUUUUUAUAUUUCUUUUUAAAUCCAAGCCAUUAUUUAUCAAAGUGAUAAGUUUAUCAUCAGUGUUUUGAUGAAAGAUAUGAUAUUGUAAUGAGUAUAAAACGGAAUAACAAGCUUGGUAAGCAUUUAUCGGUCCGGUGUAGCGAUGAAGUUGUUAGUAUUGACCCUAUGUUGUCUGGCUGUGGGCGCAAUAGGCGCGCAGUGGGAGACCUACGAGCCUGUAGAAUUGUACUACCACGAGCGUAUUGGCAUCCCGCGCGCCGAAGCCCUAAGGCAGGCGGAGCUUGCGGCAGACUUCGACGGCACUAGAAUCAUAAGCGGCUCGCCGGCUGCUCUAGGCGCCUAUCCUUACAUGGCUGGACAGAUAAUGAGGAUGCAGAGUGGGCGCACGUCGGUAGGUGGUGGUACACUGAUCAGCAACACGCGGGUGUUGACGGCGGCGCACAACUUGUUCGACGGUCGCGACAGGGCGCGCGAAGUGACCAUAGUGCUGGGCUCUGUUCGCUUGUACUCCGGCGGCACCAGGAUCACCUCCAGUAGGAUGGAAAUGCACAGCAACUACAACAUUAACAACUUACAGAAUGAUAUCGCCAUCAUAACUAUCAACUGGGUCAACUAUAGCAACACGAUUCGCAACAUCGGACUGGCUUCGGGCAGCAACACGUACGCGGGCGUGUGGGCAUGGGCCGCUGGCUUCGGCAAGACCAGCGACACUUCCAUGUCCAGUCCGGACCUGAUGCACGUGCGUGUGCAAGUGAUCACCAACGACGUGUGCCGCAAUGCGUUCGGCGCUAACUUCGUGGUGGCGUCCACUCUGUGCAUCAGCGGCGCCACCGGCAACAUCUGCACCGGCGACUCCGGCGGCCCGCUCGUCGCUAACAACUUACUCAUCGGUGUGACGUCGUUCGGCACGGGGUCGUGUCAGGCGCGCCGCCCCUCCGGCUUCGCGCGCGUCAGCUCCUUCAACUCCUGGAUCAGAGCCCGCAUGUGAUCAUACUUUCUUUUAAUAAAAUGACUGCUUACUGAAA